UGUUUGAAGCAAUUUGGGCCUCCUGUUCCAGUGGCACUGGGACUCAGCUCUGGGAAAGCACCCUUCGUUCCUCCCGAGGACGCGUUUCCUGAAGAGUGGAGGCCCUUCUACUGGUUGCAUUCAGGACCCGCUGCUGUUUAAAGCAGAGAGGCGGAGCUCAAGAUUUAGUUUGGAAUUCAGACGCCUAUUUAUGACUGCUCUGGGGUAGUUAAGCCAAGAGAACACACGGCUGCUCUGCUCACUGAUUCAAGCACCAGGUACGGGAUGGACAUUAACGUGUAUGCUCACCACGCCUCGGGCCUUCCCGGCCCCCAUGAACUCUAUUUUCAGAACCUCUCAAAAAGAAAACCAGUCAUGGAGAAGAAAGAGAAUAACCGAAAGCUUCGGGUUUGUGUUGCUACUUGCAACCGUGCUGAUUAUUCCAAACUUGCCCCCAUCAUGUUUGGCAUUAAAAUGGAACCUGAGUUCUUUGAACUUGACGUGGUGGUACUUGGCUCUCACCUGAUAGAUGACUAUGGAAACACGUAUCGCAUGAUUGAACAAGAUGACUUUGACAUUAACACCAGGUUACACACGAUUGUCAGAGGGGAAGAUGAGGCAGCCAUGGUGGAGUCCGUAGGCCUGGCCCUUGUGAAGCUACCAGAUGUCCUGAAUCGCCUGAAGCCUGACAUCAUGAUUGUCCAUGGAGACAGGUUUGAUGCCCUGGCGCUGGCUACCUCUGCUGCCCUGAUGAAUAUCCGGAUCCUUCACAUUGAAGGGGGGGAGGUCAGUGGGACCAUUGACGACUCCAUCAGACACGCCAUAACGAAGCUGGCUCAUUAUCACGUGUGCUGCACCCGAAGCGCAGAGCAGCACCUGAUAUCCAUGUGUGAGGACCACGACCGCAUCCUGCUGGCAGGCUGCCCCUCCUACGACAAGCUGCUCUCCGCCAAGAACAAGGACUACAUGAGCAUCAUUCGGAUGUGGCUAGGUGAUGAUGUAAAACCUAAAGAUUACAUCGUUGCUCUCCAGCACCCUGUGACCACUGACAUUAAGCAUUCCAUAAAAAUGUUUGAAUUAACAUUGGAUGCACUUACCUCAUUUAACAAGCGGACCCUAGUUCUGUUUCCUAAUAUUGAUGCAGGGAGCAAAGAGAUGGUUCGAGUGAUGCGGAAGAAGGGCAUUGAGCAUCAUCCCAAUUUUCGUGCAGUUAAACAUGUCCCAUUUGACCAGUUUAUACAGCUGGUUGCCCAUGCUGGUUGUAUGAUUGGGAACAGCAGCUGUGGGGUACGAGAAGUUGGAGCUUUUGGAACACCUGUCAUCAACUUAGGAACACGUCAGAUUGGAAGAGAAACAGGGGAGAAUGUCCUUCAUGUCCGGGAUGCUGAUACCCAAGACAAAAUAUUGCAAGCAUUGCACCUUCAGUUUGGUAAACAGUACCCUUGUUCAAAGAUAUAUGGGGAUGGAAAUGCUGUUCCAAGGAUUUUGAAGUUUCUCAAAUCUAUUGAUCUUCAAGAGCCACUACAAAAGAAAUUUUGUUUUCCUCCUGUGAAGGAUAACAUCUCUCAAGAUAUUGACCAUAUUCUUGAAACUCUAAGUGCCUUGGCUGUUGAUCUUGGCGGGACGAACCUCCGAGUUGCAAUAGUCAGCAUGAAGGGUGAAAUAGUUAAGAAGUAUACUCAGUUCAAUCCUAAGACGUAUGAAGAGAGGAUUAAUUUAAUCCUACAGAUGUGUGUAGAAGCCGCAGCAGAAGCUGUAAAACUGAACUGCAGAAUUUUGGGAGUAGGCAUUUCCACAGGUGGCCGUGUAAAUCCCCGGGAAGGAAUUGUGCUGCAUUCAACCAAACUGAUUCAAGAGUGGAACUCUGUGGACCUCAGAAGCCCCCUGUCUGACACUUUGCAUCUCCCUGUGUGGGUGGACAAUGAUGGCAACUGUGCUGCCCUGGCAGAAAGGAAGUUUGGCCAAGGAAAAGGCCUUGAAAACUUUGUGACGCUCAUCACAGGCACAGGAAUUGGCGGGGGGAUCAUCCAUCAGCACGAACUGAUCCACGGCAGCUCCUUCUGUGCUGCAGAGCUUGGCCACAUCGUGGUGUCCCUGGACGGGCCUGACUGUUGCUGUGGAAGCCAUGGCUGUAUCGAAGCGUAUGCCUCUGGAAUGGCCUUGCAGAGGGAAGCAAAAAAGCUACAUGAUGAAGACCAGCUCCUGGUGGAAGGGAUGUCCGUGCCAAAAGACGAGGCUGUGGGCGCACUCCAUCUCAUCCAGGCUGCAAAACUCGGCAACGCGAAGGCCCAGAGCAUCUUAAGAACAGCUGGAACAGCUUUAGGUCUUGGGGUUGUGAACAUCCUCCACACUAUGAAUCCUUCCCUUGUGAUCCUCUCUGGAGUCCUAGCCAGUCACUACAUCCACACUGUCAAAGACGUCAUCCGCCAGCAAGCCUUGUCCUCGGUUCAGGACGUGGACGUGGUGGUUUCAGAUUUGGUGGAACCUGCUCUGCUCGGCGCCGCCAGCAUGGUUCUGGACUACACGACUCGCAGAAUCUACUAGGCCUCCCAGGAAUGCACGAGGACAGAGACGCAAGAACUCCUUGGUGGAAUCAGGUUGUCUCCUAGAUGAGCACUUCUUAUUAGGCAAUCUGGCAGGUGACUACGGCAGAGAAGUGUUUGCUUUUAGUCUCCUCCUCCAAAGUCACUUUUCCCAGCCUGAUUUUGUAGAUGCUGCUCCUCCUGGGGUUAUUUCAGCUCAAACCUUGUCACACUCUUCUGUGCCAAAAGGAGCUACAACAGUAGCCAAGGAUGCCUUAGGACUCCGUUUACUAGAUGUGCCACUCAGACCUGCAGGCCUUGCUUGGGGUGGGACCUUGACACUGGAGUUUUGAGUUAUUAAUCCUUCCUCCUCUGACCCUAAAUUCAGAACCCAGAAAGGGAUCCAGUCAGGGAAUGGAAAGAAAUCUCACCACAAAAGGCUUAAGUAAACUCUUAAAAAGCAGUUUUAUUGAGGUAUUUUUUUAAGUGCACAAUUUGGUAAGUUUUGACAUCUAUAUGAAAUCACGGCCACAAUCAAGAUAUCAGGCGUAUCUCUCACUGUCGCACGUCACUUGCUGAAAGAUGUUGUUUGCUACGUCACUUGCUGAAAGAUGUCGUUUGCUAUUACUCUCUCAGAAUCUUGAGCAACUGUAGAUCGGGGUCUGAAUUACAGUGGCCUUAGGGACCUUGUCCUUAUCUUCUUAAGGACCGCUGAGAAGCCACUAGGACUUAGCCUCUGAAAGGAGAUUAACCAUCCCAGAAGGAUCUUUGUUACUGAGAACAGGCGUCUCUCUUCAGUAGCUUUUCACAUGGUGUUGAAUAUGACUGGAGUACUGAUAAAGGCAGUGUUUGUUGUGCGUCAUAUACCUAGAGCCCUGGAGGCUCAGACUUGUAGGUCUGCCUACAAGGCGGGAGACCUGGGUUCAAUCCCUGGGUCAGGAAGAUCUCCUGGAGAAGGAAAUGGCAACCCACUCCAGUAUUCUUCCCUGGAAAAUCCCAUGGACAGAGGAGCCUGGUAGGCUACAGUCCACGGGGUCGCAAAGAGUCAGACACGACUGAGCGACUUCACUUUUGCCCAGAGCCCACAUGUGUGAAUCUGGAUUCUGGCUAAAUACGAUUCCACGUUUGUACUGGUGUCAAGAUACAGAGGCCAAGGUUCUUGCUAUCAAUUUCAACCUGGAAGAAAUACUAAUAGCCACCACUUAUUAAGUGCCUACUGUGUGCCAGGCUCUGAACUUGGUGCUUCAUAUACAUUAUUCUAAAUUCUCACAACCACUAAGUUAGGUGUUUUAAUUCCCAUUUUAUAGAACCCCAAACUAAGUCUUAAGUGGUGUGCCUAGAGCCACGUGGCUAAUGAGUCUUAAAGAUAAGGUUUGAGGCGGGUCCCUCUGUGCUUUUUCUGCUAAGCUACACAAGCUCUAUUCAUAUCAAAAUCUUCCAAAGUGCAAAUAUAUUCUGAUUUAUUCCAGGCUACCGAAAGCUUUCACAGUAUCUCAGUAGCAAAUGAAUUGCUUUAUCCUUGACACUCUCUCUCAGUGGUGAAUUUAAUAAAAUAUUCUUGUAUGCUGUGGAAAUUUUGCCAAUAUAGUAUUUCGUCUAGUGACAGGUUUUUAUGGGUACUUUUAGACAAUCUAAAAAUUAGCAUAUGUUUUUAAGAUUUAUUAUUUUAGGAAAACUUGAAGGUUUCUACAACAUAUUAUUUCACUUGUCCACAUAUGAAGGAAUCAAGAUUAUUGUAUUUGAAUUCCUUCCUUCCUGGUGGGUUAAUGUGAAAAUAGGUUGGCUGAUUCCUAGAACUGUCAGCUCUGAAAUAAUCUCCAGGUCCUGGUUGACACAUUCCACGUUGAUUCCUGGGAAGGAAGCUUGGCUUGGCCACCAGUGUCUGGGGCCAGUCAGUGUACUGUGAAGGGGCACCCGUUGUUCCUUGGUGAAAUCUGCAACCGCUGUCUAUACCAGACAUUGCUAUCAAGUUUCAUACCAAAUAUUCGGAAGAAUGGUACUGACUCUAUAAAACCAGAUCUCAGUUUUUAUUAAAUUCAUGGAAAAGCUAAUAUAUUCCAACAUAAUUAUUACAACUAGCUAAAGUGAUCACAUUUUAAUUUAUUUUAAUGUAAAUAUUUUUAUGUUACUGUUCUGAGCCAAAUUCUAAAGAAAAAAUAAAUUAUUUCCUUGUGGAAAUCCUGACAUUUUUCUAUUUUGUUUUGUUCUUAAUUAGCUCAUUAGCUAAAAACAUUUCCCUCCCUAAGAGAUGUGUUAUACUCCUUAUAAGAUUUGAAGGUCAUAUAACUUCUUUAAGGCAUUUAAUAUUGACUUAACAAUCUCCCCCCAAAAAACCUUGUUAAUAGAAAGUAUUGUUAUAUAACAUAAAAAAAUACAUAUAUUGCAAAAUGAUCACUACACUGUUUAGCUAACAUCAUCACAAUCCAUAGUUAAAAGUUUUUUUCCUUGUGAUGAGGACUUUUAAGAUUGAAUUUAGUAGCAACUUUCAAAUAUGCCUUAUGGUGUUAUCAACUAGUCGCCAUACUGUAUAUUACAUCCCUGUAACUUAUUUUGUAACUGGAAGUUUGUACCUUUUAAUCCUCUACACCCACUCCCCACCUCCCAACCCUGUCUGUGGCAACCACCAAUUUGUUCUUUGUGAGCUGGGUUCUUUUUAGAUUCCACGUAGCACUUAGAUCAUACGGUAUUUGUCUUUCUUGGUCUGAUGUUUUACUUAUUUAGUAUAAUGCCCUCAAGGUCUAUCCAUGUUUCACAAAUGGGAAGAUUUCUUCUUUUUAAUGGCUGAAUACUAUUCUGGUCAUAUAUAUUUACACCACAUUUUAUCCACUCAUUUGUUGAUGGACACUUAGGUUGUUCCCAUUACCUUCACUAUGUAAGACUGCAUAUACCUCUUAGAGUUAAGUGCUUCUGUUUUCUUUAGAUAAAUACCCAGAAUCAGAACUGCUGGAUCAUAUGGGAGUCCACUUUCAAUUUUUUGAGGACCCUCCCAUACUGUUUUCCAUAGUGGCUGCACCGGUUUACAUUCUCACCAACAGUGCACAGGGCUCCCUUUCUCCUCCUCUCCAACACCUGUUACUUCUUGUCUUUUUGACACAGCCAUCCUAAGAAAUGUGAGGUGGUAUCUCACUGUGGUUUUCAUUUUCAUGAUUAGUGAUAUUGAGCACCUUUUUCAUUUACCCAUUGGCCAGCUGUAUCUCUCUUCUUUGGAUAAAUGUCUAUUCAAAUCCUCUGCUCAUUUUUUUAAAUUGUUUUUAUGCUAUUGAGUGUAUUUUGGGAUAUGAACCCCUUACUGUAUAUAUGAUUUGUAAAUAUUGUCACCCUUUCAGUAAGUUGUCUUUUUGUUGAUAGUUUUCAUUUUGCCGUGCAGAAGCUUUUUUGUUUGAUGUAGUCCUGCUAACUGACCAUAUACGUAUGAGUUUAUUUCUGGACUCUUUAUUCUGUUUCAUUGAUCCAUGUGUCUGUUUUUAUGCCAAUUAUUGUUUUCAUUACUAUAGCUUUGUAAUAUGAUUUGAAAUCAGGGAGAGUGAUGCUAUCAGCUUUGUUCUUUCUCAAGAUUGCUUUGGCUAUUCAGGUCUUUUGUAUUUCCAUACAAAUUUUAGGACCGUUUUAUCCUUGUGAACAAAAUGCCACUGGAAUUUUGAUAGGCUACAUUGAACACAUAAGAUUGCUUUGGGUAGUACGGACAUUUAAACAGUAUUCUUCCAGUCCAUGAGCAUGAAGUCUGUUUAAAUUUCUUUCACUGGUGUCUGAUAGUUUUUAGUGUUGGUUAUAUUUAUUCCUAGGUAUUUUAUUUUUUGAUGCAGUUGUAAAUGGGACUGUUUUAAUUUCUGUUCCUGACAAUUUAUUAGUAUACAGAAAUGCAACAAAUUUCUGUAAUUGUUUUUAUACCCUACAACUUAAUUCAUUUAUUAGUUGUUAUUAGUAACAGUUUUUUGGUGGAGUUUUUAGAGUUUUUUGUAUAUAAAGUCAUGUCAUCUGCAAA
Messenger RNA from Odocoileus virginianus texanus, 6483 nucleotides. RefSeq names its product glucosamine (UDP-N-acetyl)-2-epimerase/N-acetylmannosamine kinase (gene GNE). NCBI's taxonomy places the organism in Eukaryota, Metazoa, Chordata, Mammalia, Artiodactyla, Cervidae. The record is from RefSeq and is a predicted model, not a curated record. Gene Ontology annotation, biological process: UDP-N-acetylglucosamine metabolic process. Gene Ontology annotation, molecular function: N-acylmannosamine kinase activity; UDP-N-acetylglucosamine 2-epimerase activity; hydrolase activity, hydrolyzing O-glycosyl compounds.